Messenger RNA from Paralichthys olivaceus (Japanese flounder), 2071 nucleotides. RefSeq names its product biglycan b (gene bgnb). Gene Ontology annotation, molecular function: protein binding. The record is from RefSeq and is a predicted model, not a curated record. Lineage: Eukaryota; Metazoa; Chordata; Actinopteri; Pleuronectiformes; Paralichthyidae.
CCGGAGCGCACACACAGCUGCCUGACACGCUUCUCUGUGGCACACGGUGGCGACUGGACGUCAGAGGAGCUCAGGGGAAAUACUGCAGUCAUCCCUAAAUGUGAUGAACAGAUAGGACAACAUUUCUUUUUUUUAAUCUCCAGGAUAAUUGAGGGAGAAAACACUCUUCAACCACUUUGGAAUUAAUUUAUCUGUUUUUUCUAUCCAAAAGGUGUGUAAGUUAAACAUGUUGCCACAUUGCUCCCUCCUGCUGUUGCUAUGCGUGGCCCGGCUGCUCCCCGCCUCCUCGGCCUUGCCCUUCGAGCAGAAAGGCUUCUGGGAUUUUGCAAUGGACAAUCUGGACAGCGGCAAGCUGAUGGAGAUGAUGAGGGAUGAGGAAGAAGGUUCAGCCGUGGAGGAGGUCUUCCCCCCGGAUGUGCACAUGUGCCCCUUCGGCUGCCACUGUCACCUCCGGGUCGUCCAGUGCUCUGACCUCGGUCUGACUGAGGUGCCAAAGAAUAUUCCUCAAGACACCAAGUUCCUGGACCUGCAGAACAACCGUAUCACCGAGCUCACGGAGAAUGACUUCAAAGGCCUCACUCACUUAUACGGUCUGUCUCUGAGGAAUAACCUUAUUUCCAAAGUUCACCCUAGGACAUUUGCCCCACUGAAGCACAUGCAGAAGCUCUACUUCUCCAAAAACCUGCUGACCACCGUCCCCAAGAACUUGCCCGCCUCUCUGGUCGAAAUGAGGAUCCACGAGAACCGCAUCAGGAAGGUGGAAGCUGGAGCCUUCACAGGACUGGUCAACAUGAACUGCAUAGAGAUGGGAGCAAACCCCAUCCAGAACAGUGGUUUUGAGCCUGGAGCCUUCAAGGGACUGAAACUGAAUUAUCUGCGUAUUUCAGAGGCCAAACUGACCGGGGUGCCAAAAGAUCUCCCAGAUAGUCUCAAUGAGCUUCAUCUUGACCACAACCAGAUCCAGGCUAUAGAACUGGAGGACCUGAGCCGCUACAAAAACCUGUACAGGUUGGGCCUCGGUUUCAACCACAUCCGCAACAUAGAGAACGGCAGUCUGUCCUACCUGCCCAGGCUGAGAGAGCUGCAUCUGGAUAACAACCGCCUCACUAGUGUUCCCAGAGGCCUCCCAGACAUGAAAUACCUGCAGGUGGUGUACCUGCAUUCCAACAACAUCAACCAGGUGGGCGUGAACGACUUCUGCCCUCGAGGAUUCGGGAUGAAGAGAACGUUCUAUAAUGGCAUCAGCUUGUUUGCUAACCCCGUCAAUUACUGGGAGGUGCAGCCUGCCACGUUCCGCUGCGUCAGCGACCGGCUGGCUAUUCAGUUCGGCAACUACAAAAAGUAAAGACAGGGAGAUGCUGAGCAGUGGAGACAGUGAGUGGAAGGAGGAGCAGCAGAUCAUUUAAAUGAUGAAAAAAACUUGAGAGAGAGAGAGAGAAGAAAGGGAGUUAAUAUUGCAGAUUUUUAUUAUUAUUAGUUUUUUGGAGGGAGUGUGAGAGUUGGAGAAAAUGGGCAAUAAACUGGUGAAAUAGAAGAAGACGUCAAUAAUAUGAUAUCACAGCUUGGAGGGAGUGGAAAGCAAAGCACCUGCAGGGCUUCACCUGAGUUUGAAUGAAUUUAAUGUUUUAGAGUUUUACGAUUUGAAAAGGAGGAAACAGAGGAUGGUUGAAAUUUAUGAAAAAUGAGAACUGAAAACUUGUGAAGCAUUUCAUUCCUUUUCUUUUUACACAAUAGUGCUCAUUGCGAUAGAGGCCAUUUUUAUUUCAUUAACAUUUUGAUUAAGAUCACAAGCAAAGAAUAGAAACGCAAUGCUUUAUAGAUGUUUUUUAUAUAUGAAAAAGGUGCUAUGACUUAUGUGUGCUCCCUGUUGGUCUGAAGCGAGUUGGUCCUCAACGUUGUGAUUAAAAGAUACUGUAUUAAUAUACAACCAGUCACAGAAUUGUGGCCAUUUUCCACCACGUUCAGACAUAAAAACAAUUGCACAUAAAGUUGAAACUUCACUUCAUCGGCUAAACAGCAUUUUUUUUGUAUAUAUCAUGUCGGUUGAUUGAUUAAAAGACCAAUAUGUACA